GAGGUAGACGCCCUGGUUAAAGCAACCGGUUUACACGGUUGUUUGAGGUGUCAGUGGCAAUCGGACUUCUGCAUACAUUCGACUUCAAUUUUCACCUUAUUCUACAAAACACAGUUUUGCAAAGAGUCAGUAGGAGCUGGAGCAUUUUGAGUGCCGAGCCACUGCUACAGGAAGUGCUGAGAGUGCUGAGCGGCUUGGCACUCAUCCCAGGACCGAGAGGCUUGCCAGUGUGCCAGUGUGCUGAAAACUGCGCCUCCCCCUCAAAAUGGGCUCCCGGUAGCAGAAAUUAACUGAUUCAUCUAAUAGCGCCUCCCCUCUGCCUCAAUUGAACAAUAGUUUCUAAAAUGUCACCAAAAAUCAAGGCCGGUUCAGUGGUUGAAAUGCAGGGAGAUGAGAUGACAAGAGUUAUCUGGGACUUGAUUAAGGACAAACUCAUCCUGCCCUAUGUGGAGAUGGACCUACACAGCUAUGACCUGGGAAUGGAGAACAGAGAUGCCACUGAUGACCGGGUCACAGUGGAAGCAGCCGAAGCCGUCAGGAAGUACAACGUGGGGAUCAAGUGCGCCACCAUCACCCCAGACGAGAAGAGGGUGGAGGAGUUCAAGCUGAAGAAGAUGUGGAAGUCGCCCAACGGGACGAUUCGUAACAUCCUGGGGGGGACCGUGUUCAGGGAGGCGAUCAUCUGCAAGAACAUCCCACGGCUGGUCCCCGGCUGGCUCAAACCCAUCAUUAUCGGCCGUCAUGCUUUUGGGGACCAGUACAGAGCUACAGACUUCGUGGUCCCCGGCCCAGGAAGAGUUGAAAUGAUAUACACCCCGAAGAGUGGCAGCCAGCCAGUCACAUACCUUGUGCAUGAUUUCGAAGAGUGCGGUGGUGUAGCUCUGGGCAUGUUCAACGUGGACCCGUCCAUCAGAGAUUUUGCACACAGCUCGUUCCAGAUGGCCCUGACCAAGAGCUGGCCCCUCUACCUGAGCACCAAGAACACCAUCCUGAAGCAAUACGACGGCCGCUUCAAGGACAUCUUCCAGGAGAUCUACGAAAAGGAAUACAAGUCCCAGUUUGAAGCGAAGGGGAUCUGGUACGAGCACAGACUGAUCGAUGACAUGGUGGCGCAGGCUAUGAAGUCUGAAGGAGGCUUUAUCUGGGCCUGCAAGAACUACGAUGGAGAUGUGCAGUCUGACUCUGUCGCUCAGGGCUAUGGCUCUCUGGGAAUGAUGACCAGUGUGCUGAUCUGCCCGGAUGGAAAGACUGUGGAAGCAGAAGCAGCUCACGGCACUGUGACACGGCACUACCGCAUGCACCAGCAAGGCAAAGAGACCUCCACCAACCCCAUUGCGUCGAUCUUUGCCUGGACCCGAGGGCUGGCUCACAGAGCUAAGCUUGAUAAGAAUGCAGAGCUGCACACCUUUGCCACUGCCCUGGAGGAGGUCUGCAUAGAGACCAUUGAAUCCGGCUUCAUGACUAAAGAUCUGGCAGCGUGCAUUAAGGGACUGCCCAAUGUGCAGCAUUCUGAUUACUUGAACACCUUUGAGUUCCUGGACAAGCUAGCAGAGAACCUGAAGGUGAAACUGACCUCCCAGCCCAGACUGUGAGACCGCCCCAGAACACCCCCCCGGAACACCCCCUCGGAAACCCCCCCCUGGAACACUGGAGAAUGUAUAAAUAUACAUCUACAUACUGUUGAGACCGCCCUGGAACACCCCCCCGGAACACCCCCUCGGAACCCCCCCCCCCCGGAACACUGGAGAAUGUAUAAAUAUACAUCUACAUACUGUUGAGACCGCCCCGGAACACCCCCCCCCGGAACACUGGAGAAUGUAUAAAUAUACAUCUACAUACUGUUGAGACCGCCCCGGAACACCCCCCCGGAACACCCCCUCGGAAACCCCCCCUGGAACACUGGAGAAUGUAUAAAUAUACAUCUACAUACUGUUGAGACCGCCCUGGAACACCCCCCCGGAACACCCCCUCGGAACCCCCCCCCCCGGAACACUGGAGAAUGUAUAAAUAUACAUCUACAUACUGUUGAGACCGCCCCGGAACACCCCCCUGGAACACCCCCUCGGAACCCCCCCCCCCCCCCCGGAACACUGGAGAAUGUAUAAAUAUACAUCUACAUACUGUUGAGACCGCCCCGGAACACCCCCCUGGAACACCCCCUCGGAACCCCCCCCCCCCCCGGAACACUGGAGAAUGUAUAAAUAUACAUCUACAUACUGUUGUUUCUGUAUGUUUCUUGUGAUUUAAACAAAACCGUCCUUUUCUAAUAUUUAUGAAAUGGCCAGUGUUGAAUAAGAACCACGCCACCCUUAACUCUUGUUUGGUUACAGUAAGAAAAUCAUUAAUAAUUGUUUCUAAACAAUACUGUUACAUUACCUUUUACGAUCAUGAUAGAGAGUAUGGCUCUAUUAGGAUGCUAAAUCUAACAGUACUCUACACAAGGCAACUGUUAGCCAUGUAUGUUUUCUUUCCUCAUUUCCGCCUCACUGUAAAAGUAUAUAAACUACAAUAUGAAGAGCAGCAGCCUAUUGCCUUUUUGGCAAACAAUUCAAAAGUUUUCUACCUAUGUUGCAAGUAUCAUAACUGGGACAGAAGGCCCACUUUUAAAAUAGCUGUGCUAAACAGCUGUUUGGGACUGUCGUUUUUUGUAUGGGUCAGAAUUUUAAAAACUACAUUUUACUACAUUGAAACAUUGUAACAUGUUUAUAUGCUGCAGUUUUUGUAUUAUUUUGUGAUUUUUCCCUUUGCCCCUCCCAAACAAUACUGAUCAUUUCUAACAUCUGAAACGGUAUUCUUUGACACACUGUGGAGACCCUGUAAAGCAGCUUCUCUGGUUAGUUGUGAAUCGAUGCUGUUUAUGUUUGUUCAUUGAUCUUAAAGAUUUCCUUUGGUAAUACGCUGGAUUUCUGUAUUACAGCAGAAUAGCCUGGUCUCCUUUCAAUUAGAAUAAAGGGUUGAUUGUUUUCAUUUUAAAAAUGGAUCUCAAGUAUGUUCUUUCAAGUCGUUCUAGUUACGUGGAUAGAGGAAAUUAAACCCUAGUUGAAACUGUUAACUCGUAAACUCUCAAGCUUGAAAAUAAAACAAUUCACCCAUG
Acipenser ruthenus (sterlet) is the source of this 3094-nucleotide messenger RNA. RefSeq names its product isocitrate dehydrogenase [NADP] cytoplasmic-like. Gene Ontology annotation, molecular function: NAD binding; isocitrate dehydrogenase (NADP+) activity; magnesium ion binding. The transcript is spliced from 10 exons. The record is from RefSeq and is a predicted model, not a curated record. Lineage: Eukaryota; Metazoa; Chordata; Actinopteri; Acipenseriformes; Acipenseridae. Gene Ontology annotation, biological process: isocitrate metabolic process. Bases 345 to 1592 code for a protein of 415 amino acids. Gene Ontology annotation, cellular component: mitochondrion; cytosol; peroxisome.